Messenger RNA from Halteromyces radiatus, 2096 nucleotides. RefSeq lists its product as uncharacterized. The coding region runs from base 123 to 2021 and encodes 632 amino acids. The record is from RefSeq and is a predicted model, not a curated record. The transcript has a single exon. NCBI's taxonomy places the organism in Eukaryota, Fungi, Mucoromycota, Mucoromycetes, Mucorales, Cunninghamellaceae.
GGGAUACAUUCCACAUAGGACAACAGUUAGUGAUGGAUAUAGGAAUGCAUUGGAGAAUUUGGUUUGUUUAAAUUCACUCUUUUUAUUUUCUAUUUAUUCAUUUCUUUUUUAUUAUUAUCAAUAUGUUAACUACUGGUUCAAGUGAUUAUUCUUUAACACUAGCAACAAAUCAUCAAGAUAACACCAUUCAUUGUACAAAUAAUCGACUAGUACAAAAAUGGAUUGACCUUGUAGAUCGAUGUUUGGAACAACAAUGGAAGGAUUCACAACAAUUAUUAGUAUCUGCAAAGAUUUUGAAAGAUGCUUCAAAUUUAUUUAAUCUUGAUCAAGUAGUGAAGGAAUUGAGUGAUCUUGGUCUUGGAAUCAUGCAACGUUCUAUUGAUCUACGCCAAGAAUUAGUUGACAAUGCGUUUGACUUUUAUGAUCAACCAAUCAACAAUCCAACACAUCCAUCACCUGUUUCAACCACCGCAAUUGGACGUGACAUACCAGUGAAACAUUUGAAUCAUACUUCACUUUACGUAUCUUUGCCAUCAUCUCCUGAAUCUGAUGUUUAUGAACCUCUGUUAAGAAAAUCAUCAAAUACCGCAAGCUCCAAAAGAUUAUCAUAUUCAAGUGAAGGUUAUUCUCCUUUCACUUUACAUUCUAAAUUAUGGGAACAUCAACGACGAAAUAAGUAUGAAAAAAAGACUACAAACAGUUUCAUAUCAUCAUCAUCAUCAUCAUCUUCUUCUUCUUCUUUAUCAUCUUCUAUGUCAUUCUCUGCUUCAAGAUUUUCACCAUCAUUAACAACUAAAAAGUUAUCAGAGAAAAAAAAGAUAGAAAAAACAACAACAACAACAACAAAAUGUCUCUUGGCUCCUUCUCCAUCAGCACCUACGCUUUAUCAAAUCAUACCAAAGGAUGAUGAUGAUGAUGAUGAUGUUGAUGAUGAUGAUGGUGAUGAUGGUGAUGAUGAUGAUGGUGAUGAUGAUGGUGAUGAUGAUGAUGAUGAUGAUGAUGAUGAUUUAUUAGACAAGCAUCCAUCCAUUUAUAGUCAAGAUCAAUGUUCAUCUAAUUUCAUUCCAGCAUGCACUUAUAACUAUUAUCCUACAUCUGGGGAAAAAAAAGAAUCAUCCAUUCAGUGUCAACAAUGCUUUUUUUGUAGAUCUUCCAUGCCACGCCAAAGGAGUUUCUCCUUGGAUCAGACUGUGCAUUCCCUUCCUAGCAACAAUUCUUCUACAACCUCUUCUGCGAUCAUCACGACAGAUCAAUAUCCUUUAGAUAAAGAAAACAAAGAUCAUCCUCAAGUGAAAGAUGCAAUGCUUAUGACUGAAAAAGCUGAUGAUGAUACUGAUGUUAAUGAUGAUGAUAUUAAUGAUGAUGAUGAUGAUGAUGAUGAUAAUGAUGAUAUCGAUGAUGAUAUUACUCUUUUGGAAACGACUUUGUCUCGCGAUUCGCUAGAUUUGGAUGAAUUACCAAUGCCGCCCACCCGAAGAGACUUAAAAUCACCUCCUCCAUCUUAUAAUAAUAGUAAUAAGACAAUGAUGAUGAAGGCUCCAUCGAUUCCCAUCCCAUUGCGUACUUCUUCCUCCUUGGAUACUGCUGUCGCCACUCCUUUCAUCAUCGCAACCACACCAAAACCAUCUACACCUGUAGUAGGAGCAAGACAAUCAUUAUCAUCACACAUCACACCAAGUACAGCAUCAUCAUCAUCAUCCAUAGUACAUACAAUGUCGACAAAAUUCCAUUUCAAAAGAAGUGGUAAAAAAAAAUUAUCACCCACGAUGGCACAAUCCUCCUCUUCUUUCUCAUCAGCCACUACCGCUUUUAGCCACCAUAGUAGCUCUCCUUUUGCAAAUGAUGACAAUAAUCGUGAUGAUAAUGAUAAUGAUGAUGAUGAUGAUACAAGUAACAAAACAAAUCGAUUUAUUCGCUCGUUAUGGAUUGGACGAAAAGUAUCCUUCCCUACUCUAUUUGCAUCCAAAAAAGUGCAUCCUUUAACACCUUCCAGUAUAGAUGAUGAUCCUUUUUUACGUUGAUGAAUGUUUUUUUAUUCUCUCUCUUUUCUUAUAUAUAUAUAAUAUUCAAAAAUAAAAGAACAAACUACAUUAUAA